Molecule: messenger RNA, 2542 nt
Organism: Varroa destructor (honeybee mite)
Lineage: Eukaryota; Metazoa; Arthropoda; Arachnida; Mesostigmata; Varroidae
Gene: UQCR-C1
Product: Ubiquinol-cytochrome c reductase core protein 1
Cellular component (GO): mitochondrion
Molecular function (GO): metal ion binding; metalloendopeptidase activity
Source: RefSeq, a predicted model, not a curated record
CAUUGAUCAGCGCAAACAGCCGCUCUCCAUAUUACCAGCAGACGACAGCAACAGACCCUCAACAACGGCUUUCAUCUCUGAGCAGACGACAUCGGUUAUAUGUUUACAUUCGUGUGAGGGCACUGCAAAGUCAGGUUUCUGCUGAUCGCAAUUUCAGGUCAGGGUGCGAAAUAGUCGUGUGUGCUGGUGCGGUUCCCCCGUGCAUCCCAUCAAUACUUGGCAGUUGUCCGGCUGGUGUGAAUCGGACAGGAAAAUGCCUUUCUUCACAGCACUCCUUCGAGCAGGCUCGCGUCAUCAUACGGCCCUGCAAAACCACAGACGCCAGCUGACCCAUCUGACGCGUACAACGUUUUCCCAGUCGUUGCUCAAUGUGCCCGAAACUCGGGUGACGACCCUGUCGAACGCAGUGCGAGUAGCCUCAGAAGAUACUGGUGCCCCAACGGCUACAGUCGGUAUUUGGAUAGAUGCUGGAAGCCGAUACGAAACAGAGAAAACUAAUGGAGUGGCACACUUUCUGGAGCACAUGGCCUUCAAGGGUACUGGCAAGCGCAGUCAAACGGAUUUGGAGCUCGAGGUCGAAAACGCUGGCAUGCAUCUUAACGCCUACACCUCAAGGGAACAGACCGUAUAUUAUGCGAAGUGCCUGAAGAAAGAUCUUGCUCGUGCCGUCGAUAUUAUUGCCGAUAUAACACAGAACCCGAAAUUGGGCGAGCAGGAAAUCGAACGAGAGCGGGGUGUCAUCCUGCGCGAGAUGGAAGAGGUUGAAGGCAAUCUCCAAGAAGUAGUUUUCGAUCACCUCCAUUCGAUAGCAUAUCAGGGCACCCCUCUGGGUCUAACGAUCCUUGGCCCCACGGAGAACAUCAAAUCCCUUCAGCGGCAGGAUCUCAAGGACUACAUCGAUACACAUUACAAGGGAUCCCGAAUUGUGCUCGCUGGAGCUGGCGGAGUCGACCACGACGAGCUCGUGAAGAUCGCAGAACAAACAUUUGGAAAAGUCAGCAAUUCAAUGGACUCUCAAUGCCCGACACUAGCUCCGUGCCGUUACACUGGCUCAGACAUCCGCGUCCGUGACGAUGACAUGCCGUUCGCACACAUCGCGAUCGCCGUCGAGGGCGCUGGCUGGGCAAAUGCUGACAAUAUUCCGUUGAUGGUUGCUAAUACGAUGAUUGGAUCGUGGGACCGCUCACACGGUGGCGGAGCCAACGCCUCAUCGCGUCUAGCUGCAUGGGCACAAUCUGUUCCAUUCAAGUCGAUGCAUUCGUUCCAGUCUUUCAACACGUGUUACAAGGAUACCGGCUUAUGGGGCCUAUACUUUGUGGCCGAUGGCGACGAGCACCUCGAUGAUAUUAUGAUAGCGGUUCAAGAAGAAUGGAUGCGUAUCUGCACAGAGGCGACCGAUGGCGACGUAACCCGGGCGAAGAACCUACUGAAAACCAACCUUCUGUUGCAAUUAGAUGGUACCACCCCUCUCUGCGAAGAUAUCGGUCGACAGAUGCUCUGCUAUGGAAGAAGGAUCCCCCUGCACGAGCUCGAGGCGCGCAUUGAUGCCAUCGACGCCGACACAAUCAGGAAUGUUUGCCAGACUUACAUCUAUGACAGGUGUCCUGUUGUGGCCGCUGUCGGCCCCGUAGAAGGCCUAACCGAGUACACCAGAAUUCGAGGACAGAUGUAUAGACUUCGGUUCUAAGCAAGUUUUAGGAAAGAAAGUAAUAUCGAUAUCCUGUGUACUUUGCUGGAGAGCGCUUUCGAUCAGAACGACUCGGCAGCAUUGGAGGUAGGGCGACUUCGAAUUGGAAAGCAUAUUGAUAGAAUGAGAAGACUACCUAAGAUUAUUUACUUGUAGCCAAUUUUUAAGUUGAAACGUGAGCACGACAGUUUCUUGGACGGAUUAAUUCUGGAAGUGCUAAACAAAAAUGAGAGUAUGUUAAAUAAGAGUUCAUAGAUGCAGAAUUAUAGAGAGCAGCGAACAGAGCCAUGCGGACUGAUUCUAAGAAGGAGAUGGGAUGAUUGUAAAAUAAGAAAAAAACUAGGAAUACAAUUGCAUAAUCAUUCGGUGGCGAUGAUCAAUAAGGAGGCGAUUUGUUGUAAUUUAUUAAAGGCUACAAUUUUAUUUCAAGAUAUAUUUAUUGUAGAUAUGAAAUAGGUUACGUUUAUAGAAAGCACAACGCCGUAAAUUUUAUUUAAAAUUUGAAUUCGAUGUUAUUAAUUUAUGGUGUUUCGUCGGUAAACAGAUAGGAAGAUUUUAACGAAGAGUUGUAUUCAGGUUACAUCAACUUCAGGAUUUAUUUCUAUAAAGAAAUCAUCUAAAUGUAGUUUUAUCUGGUCAAACUAAAGUUUAUCAGUUGCUUUCAAUGCAGGCUGUAUUCCAAAAGCUUUCUUAAUUUUAUCUUUGUUCAUCAAGUUCGCUUCUUAACUUCAUCGUCUACUUAACUACAAGAAGCUUUGCUUUCACAAUAUAUAUAUAUAUAUAUAGCGUCCCGGUUCCUGCUACUUUAUAUAAAACGUAUAUCAAUACAACUAUCGAACAAUGUUUCAUAAUUGA